Molecule: messenger RNA, 826 nt
Organism: Phragmites australis (common reed)
Lineage: Eukaryota; Viridiplantae; Streptophyta; Magnoliopsida; Poales; Poaceae
Exons: 1
Coding region: 290-619 (109 amino acids)
Source: RefSeq, a predicted model, not a curated record
GCGAUAAAAUCGAAGUGGCGUGCCCAGCUCUGACCCUCUCCGAGAAGCAAGUGAAAGACGGUGACGCAUCAAAAGGCGGGAGGAGGCCACUAGAGAGAGGGGGCGACAAGAAUCAGGGCCCAAGUUUUUCGCACAAGCCAACACCCCGAAGAAAGAGGAAUCUUUGAUAUACAAUUCCGGCUGCUGAAGUAGAACCGAGACGAGGCGAGGCAAGGCAAGAACGAGCAAGGCCGAGGCGGGUUCUUGCUUGCCUCCAACGAGCGGCCCGAGCUGGCCUUCUCCGGCCAGGAUGGGCGGCGGAGUGCGGCCAACGACGUCGUGGCGACCGGUGGUCGCGGCGGCGUUGGCUGUGUGCGCGCUCCCGGUGGUACUGACGCUGGCCGCCCUCUGCCUGCCGCUCCUCUGCUGCGCCGUGGCCGCCGUGCGGUUCCGGCGGGUGAGGAGGAGAAGGAUGCGCGGGUGCUGCGGUGCUACCGGAGGAUGGCGGGCGGAGACGAUCGACGCCGGCGAUCGGCUGCGACUGCUGCACAAGUACCUCGAGGACCAGAUGGAGCUCGUCGCGGCCGACGACGCAGGGGAGCUCCUUGAUCCCGCAAAACCGUGGAGGGAAAAGAAAUGAUUUUUUGCGUUUUUUGGGGGCAAUUUGUAGCAUACAAAUGUGAUAGGAGUUGCGACAUGGCUGGCAGAGAAAUUGCUUGCGCCUGGUGAAGCAUCAAAAGUUAGCUAGACCCAGCAAGAACAGGGGAAGAAGCACAUGAGUUUGAAACUUCCUCUGUUAAUGACUUAACCUCAGCAGUUCUUUCAAUUAAAGUUAUAAUUUGACAAC